AUGUUCAGAGUUGUCUUGUUCAAGUGCCAAUGGGCUGAUACUCGUGAUGUUCGAGGAUGUAAGAAAGAUGAUCUUGGUCACACAAUGGUAAUUUUUUCCCAUUUGAUACACACUGGAAAUGGUGAAGAAGAUGAACCUUAUGUGUUGGCUUCACAGGCUAGGCUAGUUUAUUAUGUAGAAGAUCCAAAGGAAAAAGGAUGGUGUGUUGUUGUUCAUGUCAAACCAAGAGACUUGUAUGACAUGGGUGAUCCCAAUGUUUCAGAAGAAGAUGAUAUUAUGAUUGAAGAGCUUCCUGUUCACACUGUGUUAUGCGAUAAUGUUCCUAACAUUAGACUAGUAAGACAACUAGAAGAUACUGAAAAUUCUCAGAUUUCGUAUAUGAAUAUGUCUGGAGCUGAAGAUUCUAUAGCCGCACCUCCUCUUGGACCAGAACUAGCAAGUGGAAAAUGGAGAGUUCGUGUCAUAGAUGCUGAUGCAAAAAUUACAGAGCAACAGCUUUCAGGAAAGGAAGUGUGGAGCAUGCAAAACCAACAGAUUAUGGUUGAUUUCAAUAGAAAAGGACAGCCAAUAAAAGAUUCUGGAGGCUUGUUUGGUUCGUGGUUAGGCUCACUAAGUACUGAUCUUAAUAUACUACAUAUAAACUACACGGAUUGGAGGAAAGUUCCCAAAUAUAGGAAAGAGAUGGCUUGGAAAGUAAUUCAGGAAGAGGAAACUGGUAGAGAACCAAGUCGUAGUGAAAUUUUUAUUGCAUCACGGUGUAGAUCAGAUGGAAGUUUCAUCUGUGACGAAGCAAGAAUCUCUGUGGAGAAGCUGAAACAAGUAAUGACUGAAGGUUCCAUUCAAGGUGAAGCACAUGAUACAUAUGAACAAGUUUUUGGUCCUGAGAAUCCCGGAAGAGUUCGAUGUGACAUGGCCUGA
Messenger RNA from Microthlaspi erraticum, 918 nucleotides. NCBI's taxonomy places the organism in Eukaryota, Viridiplantae, Streptophyta, Magnoliopsida, Brassicales, Brassicaceae. The record is from the annotation of a GenBank genome assembly.